This is a messenger RNA of Gadus morhua (Atlantic cod), 3079 nucleotides long. RefSeq names its product PMS1 homolog 2, mismatch repair system component (gene pms2). The record is from RefSeq and is a predicted model, not a curated record. Gene Ontology annotation, cellular component: MutLalpha complex. The transcript is spliced from 15 exons. Gene Ontology annotation, molecular function: ATP-dependent DNA damage sensor activity; ATP binding; ATP hydrolysis activity. Bases 356 to 2968 code for a protein of 870 amino acids. NCBI's taxonomy places the organism in Eukaryota, Metazoa, Chordata, Actinopteri, Gadiformes, Gadidae. Gene Ontology annotation, biological process: mismatch repair.
AUACACGUAUUUUAUCAGCUGACCUUUAAAAAUGCACAUUAUCUUAGUCAUAAAACUUAUUGUUGCGUUGUCAACUAAAUAGUACUUUACGUAUAACAACUAUGCGCAACUUUACGCACAAUUGAUGCUCGUAAACAGGGAGAAUCGGAGAAUUCUCCGACUGUCGCGCGCUAAACACCAUCAUAUGAUUCAUGCAGGACGAGUGUUUACCCAUGUAAAACGUGACUGUAGCCAUGCCUGUAAAGACAUGAAACCUCAAUAGAAACUAUAAGGCUUGGCGUGCACUACAUUGUCCUUCUCCCCCUGUUAGCUUCACAUAAUUCAAAAUUUGCCUGACUCUUUUCGACGGAUAGAAAUGAAUGAAGAGUGCUCGGAACCCGCUGGAGCUAUCAAAGCUAUAGACAGGCACUCAGUGCACCAGAUAUGCUCAGGGCAGGUGGUGCUAACCCUGGCAACUGCUGUCAAAGAGCUGGUCGAGAACAGCAUCGAUGCGGGCUCUACCAAUGUUGAUGUUAGACUGAAAGAUAAUGGAGCUGAACUUGUAGAAGUGUCAGACAAUGGCAAAGGAGUAGAGGAAGCCAACUUUGAAGGACUGACAUUAAAGCAUCACACUUCGAAGAUUCGAGAGUUCUCUGACCUCAUUCACGUGGAAACGUUUGGCUUCAGAGGGGAAGCUCUCAGCUCAUUAUGUGCUCUGAGUGACCUGAGCGUGGUGACCUGCCAUGAGUCUGCCCAAGUGGGCACCAAGCUGGUGUUUGACCACAAUGGUCACUUGGUCCAGCGCUGUCCUCACCCCCGCCAGCAGGGCUCCACUGUCAGCCUGGGGCAGCUCUUCUACACCCUGCCCGUCCGUCACAAGGAGUUCCAGCGCAAUAUCAAAAAGGAAUUCACCAAGAUGAUCCAUGUCCUCCAGUCCUAUUGUAUCAUCUCCACUGGGGUGAGGAUAACAUGCUCCAACCAGACAGGACAGGGGAAAAGGAGUCCGGUGCUCAACACCAGUGGAAGCCCCUGCAUGAGGGACAACAUAGGGGCUGUUUACGGACCCAAACAGCUGCAAAGUCUGCUACCAUUCCAGCAGCUUCGCCCGACGGACGUUGUUAAAGAAGACUAUGGACUCACUAACGCAGAACUCCCCGAAGAGCUCUUCACGAUCACUGGGUUUGUGUCGAGGGGAGACCAUGGCGUGGGAAGGAGUGCCACUGACCGGCAGUUCUUCUUCAUCAAUAAACGGCCGUGCGAUCCUUCCAAGGUGACCAAGAUCGUGAAUGAGGUGUACCACAUGUACAACCGCCACCAGUAUCCCUUCGUUGCCCUGAACAUCGCAGUGGCUUCAGAGUGCGUUGACGUGAACGUCACCCCAGACAAGCGGCAGAUCUUCCUGCAGGAAGAGAAGCUCCUUCUGGCCAUCCUGAAAACCUCCCUCAUGGCCAUGUAUGAAUCAGGGGUCAACAAGAUCAGCCUCAACCACAAACCCUCCAAUCUCAGCAACAAUAGCCUUACAUCUGUGCAGCCAAGGCCCGUCUCAGCACGACAUCAGGCUGAUCCAUCUGAUGGUGAGUUGGUGGUGGAGCCUCGAGAAGAGGAUGAACACAAGGUCCAAAGGCCCAGGUCCUCGCUCAACAUGGCAGGGCUGAGGGCUGCCUUCUCCAGCCACACCAAACGGGGCCAGGAGAGUCCUGCGAGUGGUGGCUCCAAACAGAAGACACUGCAGUCCUUUUUCAAGGGCUCAGAGAAGGCCGCCACUCACGUCCACAUCCAGUCGCCCGUGAAACCUCUCAGAGAAGCCACUAGAUCUUCCCCGGCGGGGCGGUCGUCACUCGAUGCGUUCCGGUACGGGAAGACUCAAGACGGCGACAUAGAAGACUCCGGCAGAGGCAGCUCUCUGUCUGAGUGCGACUCCCAGACCACCGCCACGCCCGAGAGCCCGCGGUGCAGUUCGGAGGCCACCCCGCCCGAUAAACACCCCUGCAUCGCAGACGUCCUGGCGUCCGAAGAACCCUUGGACCAGCACUGCUCGGAGCCUGAAGCCCAGGGGACCAAGACGGAGCCGUCUACCUCCCGGGAGGAGGACCCCGCCCCUGGUCCUGACUCCAAGAGAGCCAGGACCCAGGGGAGCCAGGACUCUGUCGGUUCCUCCGCCGGACCUGAACCGACCAAGCGCGACAGUUCCAGAUCCUCCCUCUCAAAGGUAGAUGCUCCGGUCAGCCUCCAGAAGAGGACGGCACCGCUGAGGUUCUGCUUCCAGGAACUGGCCAGUCGGCUGAGGAGGCUGAACGAGCUUCAGAGGCAGAUGGACAGCGACCGCUUGAAGUACAGGCGCUUCAGGGCCAAGAUCAGCCCGGGGGAGAACCAGAGUGCUGAGGAUGAACUGAGGAAGGAGAUCAGUAAAGACACAUUCAAGGACAUGGAGAUCAUCGGUCAGUUCAACCUGGGAUUCAUCAUCACCAAGCUGAACUCCGACAUCUUCAUGAUCGACCAGCACGCCUCGGACGAGAAGUACAACUUUGAAAUGCUGCAACAGCACACCGCGCUCCAAGGGCAGAGACUCAUUGCACCACAGAAGCUUCAUCUCCCGGCAGUCAGCGAGAACGUCCUCAUGGAAAACGUGGACAUUUUCCAGAAGAAUGGUUUCGAUUUCCUAAUCGAUGAGGAAGCCCAGGUGAUGGAGCGGGUUAAGCUGGUGUCGCUGCCCACCAGUAAGAACUGGACGUUUGGGCCUGCGGACAUCGAGGAGCUUAUCUUCAUGCUGAGCGACAGCCCGGGGGUCAUGUGUCGGCCGUCUCGUGUCAGACAAAUGUUUGCUUCCCGCGCUUGUCGGAAAUCUGUAAUGAUCGGCACGGCCCUCAGUGUCUCCGAGAUGAAGAAGCUGGUGGUCCACAUGGGAGAGAUAGAGCAGCCCUGGAACUGUCCCCACGGCCGGCCCACCAUGAGGCACCUGGUCAGCCUGGACGUCCUCUCACAGGACUGAACCAAAGAUGUUGGGGGGACUUUAGUGCAAAAGAAAAUCUGGAUGGUGUCUUUCUGAGUUAUAUAUUUUUUUGUGUUUGUUUUAAUAAAGUGAAAACGUUUUUGAGAAUUG